AUGGCAGACUCGCAAGAAGCAGGCCAAGGCCUUCCUUUAGACAGCUACGAACGUGUCAUUUGUCUAUGUCGGACUUUCAUGCAACUGGACAAUCAAUACUUGAACACAGGAAACUUGCUUCAUCUCGACGAGUCCAUCCAUGCAGGAAAAGAAGCCCUGCUUGCCUCCUCUGUAGACUGUCCCGCUCCGCUUCCGGUACUACAUAGCCUAGGGAUUCGACUCCAAACCAGAUAUGCAGCAACGAGUUCAGAGGAAGAUCUUGACGAAUCCAUCCAGGUCGGCCGGGAAGCUCUAAAUAUAGCCGUUGAAGGCCAUCCGUAUCGACCAGUAAUCGUGUAUAGCCUUGGAAUUGCCCUCAAGAACAAAUAUCUCAGAACGGGGGCACUAGAGACUCUCCUGGAGUCGAUUGGCAUCCAACAACAAGUUAUUGAGUCAAUCCCGAGAGACAGCCCGGACAUGCCAGGCUUAGUGGGCAGUCUGGCGAAUAGUAUUGGGGGAAAAUACGUCAGGUUUGGUGUAGCUGAGGAUCUCGAAAAAACGAUUCAGCUCAUCACAGAGGCGUUGUACCUGGCUCCAGAAAAUCAUAUAGACCGAGUAGGUUGGAUCAGUAAUUUAGGAGCUCGGUUUAGGGACAAGUUCUUGAGAACAGGGUUAACAACUGAUCUUGAUGAAGCAAUCGAAACCAUGCAGCGAGCAGCAAACUUGGUCCCAGAAGGCCACCCCAUAAAGGCAACAACACUAUCGAACCUUGGACUCGGGCUAAUUGAUAGGUACCGACAGGCAGAUUCAAUGGCCGAUCUUGAUGCUGCUAUAGACUUUAUGCGCGUUGCUGUCGAGACUACCCCGGAUAACCAAGUAGACUGGAUCACUUACUCAAGUAAUCUUGGAGGGGCUCUUGUGGACAGAUAUGAGAGGACGGCAGCUGUUACAGACGCUCGAGAGGCAUUGCGCUUUUUGCAAGAUGCAUCUGAUGCAUCCCGAAGGGACAGCCAAGCUCGAAUCAUUCUUCUAAGCAAACUCGCCGUUGCGCUCAGACAAAUAUACCUCAAAUCAGGAUCGACAUCCGAUCUUGAGGAAUCACUUCAAAUGUCACGACGUGCUCUUCAAGAGACUCCCGAGGACGACCCAAAUUGGGCAGUGGCGGCGAACAAUCUUAGCUUAGCACUCGGGGAUGUGCAUGCGAGAAAUGAUACCGUUGCGGAUCUUGAGGAAUCGAUUCGAAUCGGGCGAGCAGCUCUAGAUGCCACACCCAAAGACCUUCCCCUGUGGCCUCAAAGAGCAAGUAAGCUAUCAAUCAGGUUGGGGGAAAGAUCUUCGAAAUUAGGCGCGACACGCGAUGAUUCGGCUGUUCAGUCGGGUCAGGAAAGCCUUAACGCAACUCAUGAACACCACUCCAGACGGGCACACCGGUUGAACAACCUAGGUAUGCAGUUCAGAGAAAGGUAUAGGCGAACUGGCUCCAUGGCUGAUAUUGACGAAUCAAUAAAGGCCUGCAAAGAUGCUGUUCAGGCAAUAUCAGACGAUUCUCCGAAUCGAGCCAUGUGGUUCUCUAGUCUGUCAGCCAGCCUCCUCGAGAAGCACCUAAGGUCGGAGAGCCUGGAUGAUCUGGAUGAAUCUAUUGGAAGACCACUCGCAGUGGCCAGGUUGCCUAAGCAACAUUGGCCUUUGCUUGGAAUCGAAUUUCAGAGGACGAAAGCCGAGUCGGACAUAGAGGAGUCUAUUCAAUCCAUUCGCAGGGCUAUUAGUGUAACCCAACUGGACCACGCGGCUUUGCCAAGUUUUCUCUUCAAUCUUGGAUCCAGCCUUCACAACAGGUACAAGUACAACACUGGACCAGGGGCACUACCCGAUUUGGAUGAAGCCAUUGAUCUCGGACGACAAGCUGUUGCUGCAACUUCCUCAAACAAGAGCGGAUAUGUCGCGACGGGGGUGGGAACGGAUCUCGACGAAGCCAUUUCUUAUCAAGAAGGGACACUAAAUGAAUGUGACGCGAGAAGUAUCGAUCGAGUCACUGCCGGUCGAGAAAUCAUUCGGUGCUGCGCUAUUAGAGCAGAAUGGCAACGAGCCUAUGAGGCUGCCAAAGUCGCCAUUCCAAUCGUUUCAAAGCUGACAAUACGAUCGCUCGAGAUCUCUGAUAAGCAUUACCAACUGGGACAGAUUGCGGGCUUGGCCUCUGAUGCUGCAGCGGUAGCAUUGCACGCAGGUAAACUCCCACUUGUCGCCUUGGGUUUCCUUGAACAGGGCCGAGGCGUCCUUGCAACAUCUCUUGAAGAGUUACGGAUCGACCUUCUUAAGCUGAAAGAAAUCUACCCGGACUUAGCGGAACAGUUUGUGCGACUCCGGGACGAACUGGAACUACCAAUCUCGAGGGAGAGCUCACCACUAUCAGUUGAAGGUGGUACGUUUUCUCAGCAAGCCCAAGCAACUCGUCGUUUUGAGACUGGCAUUAAAUUCGACAAUUUAAUUACUGAAAUACGCAGCAUGUCUGGUUUUGAAGAAUUCUUAGCUGCACCCAACGAAGGAGCAGUACGUAGCGCUGCUAAAGAUGGGCCUAUUGUUGUCAUCAAUAUCAGUGAUUAUCGUUGUGACGCGAUACUUAUCGAACCGCACGUGGUGCGGUCUAUACCCCUGCCAGACCUCAGCACCGCAGAUAUUACGAGCAGAACAUUGAUAGGAAACCCUGGUGGUCCCAAGGCUUUGAAGUGGCUGUGGGAUACUGUAACCAAACCAGCCUUGACUGAGCUGGGCUUUACCCAACCCCAGUUCUGCCGAGACGAACUGGCCACAUAUAUGGUGGAUUCCCACAGGUUUCCAAUCCACGCUGCUGGGUAUCACUACAAGGGCUCGUGCCAGACGGUCCUCGACAGGGUGAUGUCGUCGUACGCUUCCUCAGUCAAAGCAAUGAUUUACAGCCGUGAACGCCCACGGAUGAAGUCCUCGGAUUCGAUGCAGGUCGUCCUGGUCGCCAUGGAAAACACACCAGAACACACCAGCCUGCCAUUUACAGUUGAAGAAGUGGCCGGAGUGCACGAUGUGUGUGCAUCGAUGGCUUCCAAGGUCAUCGAACCUGCACCGAACAAAAAGUCCAUCAUGGCAAGCCUAUCAGAUUGCGACAUAUUUCAUUUUGCUGGACACGGACAUUCCGAUAGCAUGAUCCCAGCACAGAGUUAUCUGUGCCUCCAGGACUGGAAGACGGACCAGCUAACGGUUGAAACUCUUCUGGCCACUAAUAUUCGCCAGCGUUCCCCGUUUCUCGCCUACCUCUCGGCUUGUGGGACCGGGCAGAUCAGAGACGAUAAGUCCUGGGACGAGAGUAUUCAUCUGAUCAGCGGAUUCCAACUAGCAGGCUUUCGAAAUGUCAUUGGAACGUUGUGGGAGGUCAAUGAUCAGCUGAGUGCAGACAUGGCCAGGAUUACCUACGAGGGACUGAAAAGAUGGGGCAUGGUUGAUAGGUCAGUAUGCUUAGCGCUUCAUUGUGCCUCUAUCAAGUUGCGAGAUCGUUGGCUAGACAAACUACAAGAGUGCAAGCAUACCAGCAGAUUAGCCAACCCUCCAUUUGGCACGGAUGAACAACUUGAUGCAAACAAUGCAAGUGUUGGAGCUGAUGAGCGCCAGAGAUUCCCAAGAGAUAUUAUUCCUGUUAAAGAAGAGGAGGAUCAGUGGCCAGAACCAGCAAAUUGGGUUCCAUACAUUUGCUAUAGCGUGUAA
Molecule: messenger RNA, 3708 nt
Organism: Clonostachys solani
Lineage: Eukaryota; Fungi; Ascomycota; Sordariomycetes; Hypocreales; Bionectriaceae
Source: the annotation of a GenBank genome assembly